This is a messenger RNA of Babesia bigemina, 2967 nucleotides long. Its product is annotated as RNB-like domain containing protein, putative. Gene Ontology annotation, cellular component: cytoplasmic exosome (RNase complex); nuclear exosome (RNase complex). Gene Ontology annotation, biological process: rRNA catabolic process. The record is from RefSeq and is a predicted model, not a curated record. NCBI's taxonomy places the organism in Eukaryota, Apicomplexa, Aconoidasida, Piroplasmida, Babesiidae. The transcript is spliced from 5 exons. Bases 1 to 2967 code for a protein of 988 amino acids. Gene Ontology annotation, molecular function: endonuclease activity; 3'-5'-RNA exonuclease activity; RNA binding.
AUGGAGGCCGUUGAGGAGUACGAGGUGCUCCAGCCGUCGCUGAAGCGGACGCUGCGUACCUUCUGGCGUGCCUCCGGGCACCGCCACGUUAAGCGGUUCACGCGGGAGGUCUACCACCGCGCGGACAUCGGGUGUGGCGUCGACAGCUGCACAUCGUGCGUGCGUUCGCAAAUCCAGGGCGAACUGGACGGCAGCCGGCCGCUGCUGGUGCUCACCGUGGACGUCGUUAUGAAACAGAUAACCUUCUGCGAGCGGUGUCUGGACAACUGUGUCAUCCCCGCGACUGUCCUAAACGAGGUGCGCCGCCGCAGCCUCAGCAUGUACGCGCGCAUGAAGAAGCUGCUGCUGCCGGGUAACCCCGCAGCGGCCGCAGCCAAUGGCGGCGGAGUCGCGGAUGUCGAGUUGACUGACGACGCCGGCGCAGACGUGAGGCGCUUCUACCUCUUCUCUAACGAGAACUUCGAGCCCACCUACGUUGAGGAGGACGACGAGGAAACAGCGGCUGAGCGCGACCAGCGGCUGAUCGAGAAGUGCGCGACGUGGUACCAGUCCCACCUUCCCGGAUGCCGCGUCAUUCUGCUGGGCAACCACGACGACCCUGCUUCGCCAACCGAGUCGCAGGACGCAGUGUCACUGGAGCCGACGUUGUCGGCCCCAAGCAACACGUCGGAUGGCACUGGGAUGGACAUUUCACCUCGCGGCCCGUCAGCGGUGGAUAUCGGCCAAGCGGCUUUCGAGCGGCUGACGGUCGAGCAAUGGGCUCGUGAGUUGCAAGCCGAAAUCGCCGACGCGCUGGAGUACGUGGCGGCAGCACGACCGGACUGCGCGUCCGGUGGCGCCACCGCCGACGACGAUGGGUGUUACCCCGCGCACCUCUCUGAGGCGGAGAUGCAAGCCGGCAUCGAGACCGGCCGUUACUACAGCGGCAUACUCAACAUGUUUACGGGAUCGUUCCAGAACGGCUACGUGAAGUGCGGCAAGGACGAGUUCAAGGUCUCCGGCACCGCCAACCUGAACCGCGCCAUCCACGGCGACAACGUGUGCGUCGAGGUUAUAGUGGGAGAGCAUGCAAACGCGAGCGCGUCGUCAAGCACAGCUGCGGCGGCCGCCGCGGAGGCUGACGCGCCGGAAGAACUUGUGGGCGAAGAGUCGGAGGGCGCCACGCUGCUGGACGCCACCAAGGACGAGAAGCCGGCCGAGUGCAUCAAGCAGGAGUGCCGCGUGGUGGGCAUCCUGCGCCGCAACUGGAGGGAGUACUGCGGGACGCUGCUGCCCGUCGACGAGGCGGCCGAGGUCACCGGGACCCACCACGCGGUGCAGCGCGUCUUCGUCCCCGUGGACGCGCGCAUCCCGUUCAUCUUCAUCGACACGCGCAAGUCGGGCGAACUCGACGGCAAGCGCAUCGUGGUCGCCAUCGACAGCUGGGACCGUUUUUCGCGCAAGCCGUGCGGUCACUGGGUGGAGGUGCUGGGAGACGUGGAGGACAUGGAGGUUGAGAGCGCGGUGAUUCUGAGGGAGCACGACGUCAUCACGCGCGACUUCCCGUCGCCGGCAUACAAGGAGCUGCCGCCCGCAAACUGGACGGCGAGCGCGGAUGAGAUUGCGCGCCGCAUGGACUUCCGCAACCAGCUCGUCUUUUCGGUCGACCCCCCGCAAUGCAAGGACAUCGACGACGCGCUGGGGUACCGCGUGCUUGCCAACGGCCACGUGGAGGUGUCCGUGCACAUUGCCGACGUCACGCACUUCGUGCGGCCUGACAGCUGGCUGGACCGUGAGGCUGCGCAGCGCUGCACCACCGUCUACCUGGUGGACCGACGCACCGACAUGCUCCCGUCCCUGCUGACGACAAACUUGUGCUCGUUGGUUGAGGACCAGGACCGGCUGUGCUUCUCCGUCGUGUGGGAGUUCGACCAGCGGAACGAGAUCUGCGCCACCAGGUUCGGCAAGGGCAUCAUCCGCAGCAGGCGUGCGUUCAGCUACAAGGACGCCCAGGCGCUCAUCGACGCCGGCGGGAGCGACGAGAUCACGCAAGCCCUGCAGGGGCUCAACAGGCUGGCGAAACUGCUCCGAUCCAAACGCUUCGAGCGUGGCGCCGUGGAGCUGGAGUCGCCGGACGUGAAGUUCGAGUACGAGCUGACCGACAUCCGCAAGAUGGAGAAGUACAUUCUGUACGACACUAACCGCAUGGUCGAGGAGUUUAUGCUGCUGGCCAACGUCAGCGUGGCCACUAAGAUCUUCGAGCGGUUCCCCACGUGCGCGCUGCUCCGUCGGCACCCGCCGCCCAUGGAGGUGCGGCUGAAGGCGCUGCAGCGGUCGCUUUCGCAGCACCGUCUGGAGUUCGAGUUCGGCAACUCGCGCGACCUGAACGCGUCGCUGAAGCGCAUUGUGGAGAAGAGCGACAGCCGCCUGGGCAGCGCCCUCCGCAUCAUGACGACGAGGUGCAUGAGCCAGGCCGUGUACUGCAGUUCGGGCGACAGCGGCGCUGAUGACCUGCGGCACUACGGGCUGUGCACCGACCUGUACACCCACUUCACGUCGCCCAUCCGUCGGUACGCCGACGUGGUGGUGCACCGCAUGCUGGCUGCGGCGCUGGACCUCGAGGCCAUGGACACCAGCUUCUUCCAGGAGCUCCCCGCGCAGUGCGAGGCGCUGAACAGAAGGCAUCGUAACGCCAAUUGGUGUGGCCGCGAGUCCACGAAGCUCUUCGCGUAUCUGUUCCUGAAGAAGCAGGGCAGUGUCGCCACCGUGGCGACGGUGGUGGGCGCGACCGAGAAGCGCCUCAGCUUGCUUGCGCACGAGUUCGGGAUCGAGGCGACGGCGAGCGUGGACGUGUCCGCGUUCGACCCCGAGACGCAGCGCGUCACCCUGACAUCGGGGCGGCACGUUAACUUGUUCGACCACGUGAAGAUAACGCUCAACUCGAGCAACAAGCAUUUCAGGUACAACAUCACUGCGGAACUGCUGUGA